Messenger RNA from Anopheles coluzzii, 569 nucleotides. RefSeq names its product cytochrome c oxidase subunit 6C (gene cype). The record is from RefSeq and is a predicted model, not a curated record. NCBI's taxonomy places the organism in Eukaryota, Metazoa, Arthropoda, Insecta, Diptera, Culicidae. Bases 124 to 360 code for a protein of 78 amino acids. The transcript is spliced from 3 exons.
CGCCAUCUUUGCGUUGACAUUACAUCGAGUAGACUUCGACUGUCAUUCUUGUCUUUUUUCACACUCUUGUGAUUUUCGGAACCAGAAUUCGGUGCUGUGAAAAAACAGAACACACGAGCCAAGAUGUCUGAAGUCGCUACCAGAAUCCCGAAGCCCGUGCUGCGCGGCCUGCACAAUGCCACCAUCAAGCGCAACCUGAUCGUGUCGGGCGUCCUCUGCACCAUUGCCGUCGUUGCGAUGAAGGUGAUGCACAACGACCCCAAGGUGCGGGACUACGCCGAGUUCUACAAGACCUAUGAUGCAAACAAGGCGUUCCAGCGCAUGAAGGAUGCUGGUCUGCUGCAAUCGGUCAAGGAUUAGAUACGGCUGCCGCAGCAUACUUUAUUUAGUAACAGAGAGAGAGAGAGAGAGAAACAAAGAGAGAGAUAUGUAUGAUUCCUUGGAGACAGUUUGCAGUUGAUUGCAAUCCAGUAUCUGAUGGUAAUCGUGCGAUAAAAAUAAAUUCCGGUUAAACCAAACGAAUGAGUAAGGGUUUCCGCUCUCGUGUAAGUGUAACCGGGAUAAUGCUA